Messenger RNA from Sipha flava (yellow sugarcane aphid), 14766 nucleotides. RefSeq names its product low-density lipoprotein receptor-related protein 1B (gene LRP1). NCBI's taxonomy places the organism in Eukaryota, Metazoa, Arthropoda, Insecta, Hemiptera, Aphididae. Gene Ontology annotation, molecular function: protein binding; calcium ion binding. The transcript is spliced from 69 exons. Bases 248 to 14413 code for a protein of 4721 amino acids. The record is from RefSeq and is a predicted model, not a curated record.
CCAGUAAACAUUCAAAAUGGCGCAAUAAACAAAAGAACAAGUCUGCCUGUUGUUUUUUUAACGCUCUGUGACUUGGGAAAUACAUAAAGAAUUAUAUAUUUUGCUCUCUCGUUGUCUGUCGCAUGCCAAUUAUUAAAAUUAUACGGCGACCUAGUGUUAAGGACAUUCAACGAAAGUUGAACUGUUAGAAAACGCGUACCCAUACAAAAUUUAAGAAUAUGUUCGAAUUAUAAUCGUCAAUUUCAAAAUGAUACCGCGCUUUUGUUUGUUGGGGAUUUUAAUUUUCUUCGGCACUUCUUCAGCGACUAAUACACCUGAUGAUCCCGUUAAUGAAAAAUCUGUUGGUUCAUGUAAACAAAACCAAUUUUUAUGCGGUUCAGGAGAAUGUAUACCUUUAAAAUGGAAAUGUGACUUCAAUCCUGAUUGCGCUGAUGGUUCAGAUGAGUUUUUUUCAUGUGGUCUUCCGACAUGCAAGCAUUCUCAGUUCCAAUGUGCAUCAUCAAAAAAAUGUAUACCACAAGAAUGGAUAUGUGAUGGUGAGAUUGAUUGUGGUGUAUCAUUAAAUUCAACUGAUCCAGAUACAUCUGAUGAAGAUCCACUGCAAUGUCAAAAACCAGGUAGCUGCCCUCCAAAUAUGGCAAGAUGUGGUAAUUCAACUAAGUGUGAAUACAUUGAAGUAUUUUGUGAUGGUCAAACUCAUUGUGAAAAUAAUACUGACGAAGGAAGUUUUUGUGAAAAUAUGGUUCCAUGUCAUGGUUUAAAUUGUGCUCAUGGAUGUAAGCCUACUGGUAAAGGUCCAGCAUGUUUUUGUCCUGAGGGAAUGCAACCUCAUAAAAGUGAAUGUAUUGAUAUGGAUGAAUGUGAAGUAUUAGAUUAUACUUGUGAUCAAAUAUGUACAAAUCAAAAAGGAUCUUUUAGUUGUAACUGUGUAUCUGGUUAUGUGCAAGUAAAUUCAUCUUGUAAAGCCAUCAAUGUUCCUGAAAAUGAACCAGCUACAAUAUUUGUUAGUACUUCUAAAGAUAUUAGAAGAAUAUACUUAAAUGGAACUUCUUUUCCUGGUCCAAAAUGUAAUGUUCAAGCUCUAUCUCUCACAUUUGAUCACAGAAAUCGUACAAUAUGUUUUAUUCAUCAGUAUAAUAAAACUGGUAUAGCUAAUUUGAGUUGUGCUAAAGUAGAUGACCUUUCUGUAUUCUGGAAUUUACCAACACCAUCAUUCUAUCCAUUAUUAGGUACUACUCAUGUAGCAUUAGAUUGGGUUUCAGGCAACUGGUAUUAUGUAGAUGAUGAACGAGAUAUGAUAUAUAUGUGUACAUAUACUAUGCAGUAUUGUUACAUUUUGAUUGAUGUAAAUCUAAAUAAACCUAGAAGUAUUGCUUUAGAUCCAACCAAAGGGUUUAUGUUCUUUACUAAAUGGGGACAAUUUCCUGCUAUGGUAGAAAGAGCUCGACUUAAUGGUCUUAAUAGACAGUCUUUAGUAGACCACAAAAUAGUAUAUCCAUAUGGUUUAACUGUUGAUAUUCCUUCAGAACAUGUUUAUUGGGUAGAUACAUACCUAGAUUUCGUUGAGAGAAUUAAUUAUGAUGGAUCUAAUCGGCGUACUAUUCAAAAAGGAUUUCCAGUUAUAAAUUUGUAUGACAUAUCUGUGUUUGAAAAUCACAUGUUUGUUACAUCCUGGAGACUGCAAAGUGUUAUAAAACUUAAUAAAUUUAACAGUAGUUCACAUGAAUUAUUAAUGACAAACUUAAGUCGACCAUUUACUAUUCAUGUGUAUCACAGACAAGAACAGCCUGAAAUUAAACAUCCUUGUAUGAUAAAUAAUGGAGGAUGUGACCAUAUUUGUGUUACUGGUUAUAAAAAUAAAGAAGCUACUGCACAAUGUUUGUGCCAACCUGGUUACAGACUUACUUCUGGAAAAUGUGUUGCUUUCAAAUUGACGGCAUUUUUGAUGUUUGGAAAGAGUAAUCCACCAAUGAUUAAAGGAAUAUCUAUGAACCCAAAGAUGCAUAAAGAACAAAUUAUUUUACCUUUGAAUAACGGCCGAAUGCCAACAUCUAUUGACUAUGAUGUUAAAACACAAUCCAUUUAUUAUUCAGGAGGAAAGGGAAAUGCAAUAGAACGAAUAAGUUUAAAUGGAUCUAAAAUAAAAUCUGUCAAAAUGUUGUCUGAAAUGAAUUGUGAGGGAUUAGCUAUUGAUUGGACAGGUCGUAAUUUAUUUUGGACAGAUGAAGGUUUGGGCACAAUUAAUGUGUUUAAAAUAGAUGAUCCAACUAAACAGAAAGUAUUAAUGAUUGAUAAAGAAUAUCAUCCUCGAUCAAUUGUGCUUGAUCCUAAAAAUGGUUUCAUGUAUUGGGGAAAUUGGCCUCGUGAUUCUACUAGAUCAGGCGGUAGUAUUGAAAAAGCUUGGAUGAAUGGAGUUAAUCCAACAAGCUUUGUAAAUGUAGAUAUUCAAUGGCCAAUAAGUCUUACUUUGGAUUUUUUUACUAGAAGAUUGUACUGGUCAGAUGUUUAUAAUGACAAAAUAGAACGUAUUGAUUUGGAUGGUAACAACAGAGAAGUUAUUAAACGAUCAACUCCUUAUCCAUACGGAAUUGCUUUAUACAACAAUUUAUUGUUUUGGACUGAAACUAAUGGUACAGAAGUUAUGGUAAAAAGCUAUAAUUUAGUAAACAAAUCUGAAGAAAUAUUAGGAAUUGAAAAUGUUCCUCUUUAUACAUUAAAAAUAUAUAAUAGUGAAGCUCAAGUUAAGACUUCCCCAUAUUGGUGUGAAAAGUUGGAUUUAUGUCCUGGUUUAUGCAUGUCUACACCCAAUGGACCAGUUUGCAUAUGUAAUGAUGGCUAUGUGUUAAAAGCUACAGAUGAUAAAAAAAAAGAAUGUGUCAAGUUUAGUUAUGAACCUACCAGUGUCUGUGCCACCAAUGAAUUUCAAUGUGUUACUAGUAAACAGUGUAUAUCAAAUAAAUAUAUAUGUGAUGGUGAUAAUGACUGUGGAGAUGGUUCUGAUGAAGAUACUUCAAUUGGUCCUUGCUCCAACCAUACAUGUGCUCAAGAAAACUUUUCAUGUGAUGGUAAUAAAUGUAUAUUAAAAUUCUGGAUGUGUGAUGGUGAAAAUGAUUGUGAUGAUAAAAGUGAUGAAAAUCCUGAAUUUUGUGAAUCUUGUUUAGCAUCACAAUUUGCAUGUGCAAUUACUGGACGAUGUAUUCCUCAUUCAUGGGUUUGUGAUGGCACAUUUGAUUGUGGAGAAGGAGACACAUCAGAUGAACAUCAAUACUGUGAAACUACAUGCCAACAAUUUGAGUUUACAUGUAAAAAUGGACAUUGUAUAUCAUAUGAUUAUGUAUGCAAUGCAGAAGAUAAUUGUGGUGAUGGUUCAGAUGAAGAAAAAUGUUCUAAUUGCUCUGGUGAAUUUCUUUGUACAAAAAAUAAUAUAUGCAUACCAUUAACAAAAAAAUGUGAUGGAAUAGUCGAUUGUGAUGGAGCCACAGAUGAAUUAAAUUGCACUAAUGCAUUAAACAAUACUUACUAUACAUGCUCUAAUAAUGAAUUUUUAUGUUCUAAUUCUACUGACUUGUGUAUUGAUAAACAUUAUGUAUGUGAUGGCUUACCAGAUUGUCCUGAUGGUAGUGAUGAACAUAAUUGUUCAUUAAUUAAAACUUGUGCUUUUGAAAAUUGUCAUUCUCAUACAAUAGAAAAGUUGGAUUAUUGUUCUUAUCCUUAUCAUCUCUGCGAUAAUGACACAAUCUGUAUUGAGGCAGACAUGUUAUGUAAUGAUAAAAAUGAUUGUAUUGAUGGUUCAGAUGAAGGUGGACAAUGUGCUUUAAAAUUAUGCGAAAUAGCAUCUGAUUGUUCACAUGGAUGUAAUAAUAGCCCAAAUGGUUUUGUAUGCACAUGUCCUGAAAAUAUGACACUUCAACAUGAUAGAGUAACGUGUUCAACUUGUGACACUUGGGGACAUUGUUCUCAGAAAUGUAUAGAAACUGGUAAAAAUAAACACAAAUGUACUUGUAAUGAUGGCUACUUAUUAGCUACAGAUCAUUUCACCUGUAAAAGUACAGAUAAUACUAUGCCAAAAAUUAUAUUUAGUAACAAAAACGAAAUACGUGAAAUCCAUUUAGUUACUAGGGAUGUCAAAUCAUUAAUUUCUGGGUUGAAAAAUACUGUUACAUUAGACUUUUAUCAUGCUGAAGAUGGAACUGAUACUCUAUAUUGGACUGAUGUUAUGGAUGAUAAAAUAUUUAAAGGCAGAAUGAUUGGUGGAUCAUUAACUGAUGUUGAAGUUAUAGUUCAAAAUGGCUUAACAACAACUGAAGGGCUUGCUGUCGAUUGGGUAGCCGGCAAUAUUUAUUGGGUUGAAAGUAAUUUAGAUCAAAUUGAAGUAGCAAAACUAAAUGGAAGUUAUCGAAGAAGUUUAAUUGCUGGGGAUAUAGAAAAUCCUAGAGCUAUUGCAUUAGAUCCAAGACUUGGUUAUUUAUUUUGGACUGAUUGGGAUUCUUCAGCACCUCGAAUUGAGCGUUGCAGUAUGGCGGGUGAAUUUCGUAAAGUUAUUGUUUAUGUGAGCCGGCUUACAGAUGGUGAAUGGCCCAAUGGAUUAACUUUAGAUUAUGAACUUAAUCGUGUUUAUUGGAUUGAUGCCAAAUCAGAUUCUAUACAUACAGUAGAUUAUGACGGCAAUGGCCAUCAUCUUAUAUUAAUGGGACAUGAGCUUCUUUCACAUUCAUUUGCUAUUACUCUUUUUGAAAAUGAUGUUUAUUGGACUGAUUGGAGAAGUAACUCUGUAAAUAAAGCUAAUAAAUGGACAGGUUCUAAUGUUACUGUUGUGCAACAUACUGUGACACAACCAUUUGAUGUGAAGAUAUUACAUCCUAGUAGGCAACCGAAAGUUCAAUAUAAUCCUUGUGGAAUAAAUAAUGGAAAUUGCUCACAUCUAUGUUUAUUGAAUAUUAAUUCUACUUAUAAGUGUGACUGUCCACAUGUUAUGCGAUUAUCUAAGGACAACCAUACAUGCAUUGUAAAUGAAAUUGUUUUGUUAUUUGCACAAACUAAUGAAAUUCGUGGAGUAAAUUUAGAACAACCUUAUUACAAUACAAUUCCAACAUUACUGUCUUAUGACUCUCUAACUUUAUUGCAUGUUCAAAUAAAUUAUUUAGCAGCUGAUAAAAAAAUAUAUUGGUCUGAUUUUUCAAAUAAUGAAAUAAAAAGAUCUAGCUUAUCUGGUGGAAAUAUUGAAGUAAUUUUAGAUACAGGAAUUCAUCAACCAUAUGGAUUUGCUAUUGAUUGGAUAUCCAAAAAUAUAUUUGUUGCUGUUAGUUCAGAUCAAAAUCCAUUUGCAGAAGAAAAUAUUACCACUUCUAAAAAUAUAAUAGCUUGUAAUCUGGAUGGUGAAUAUUUUACCACUAUAUAUUCUAGUGAUUUAAAUGAUGAAGAAACCAAUAAAACUGUGCAAAUUGGGUCAUUGGCUGUACAUCCGCAACAAGGCAAAUUGUUUUGGGCUCAUGUAAUGGCAAGUGGCCAUCAUAAUAUUAUAAUGUCUGAUAUGAAUGCAUUAGCUUAUUCAAUAAUCUUCACAGAAAAAAUAAUACCUUUUGUGCCUGGAUUUACUAGUUUAACUAUUGAUCAGGAAACAAAUACACUUUACUGGGUGAAUUCUGAUAAACAUUCUAUACAAUCUUAUAGUAUUCAAGAUUCUAAAGUAAACCCCUCUUUAAAUUUACCAGAAGAAAGCUUUCCAUCAUCUAUUGCUUUAUAUAAAAAUAGCAUAUAUUAUGUAGAUAACAAAUUAAUGAAUAUUCGAGUUGCAAAUAAAAUUACUGGUAAUGGAAAUUCAGUAUUUCGUAACAUAAGUGCAGAUGUCUAUGCAUUAAGUAUAUAUGAUCCAUCUUUACAAAUUGGUAUUAAUUGUUGUUCUAAAAAUCAAGGAUUAUGUUCUCAUCUAUGUUUACCAAUUUCUGUUGAUGAUUGUGUUUGUCAUUGUGCUACGGGUUUUAUUGUUGAUCCAAAAGAUAAAAAAAAAUGUAUUGGUGUCAAUGAAUUUUUAUUAUAUACAGUUGAGUCAGAAAUCAAAGGUGUAUCUUUGGUUAAAAAUGAUUCACAACAAGUCUUAAGUCCAUUGUCAAAAUCAUCAAUGGCAUAUAGUAUUGAUUUUUAUGAAGAUUAUAUUUAUUGGUCUGAUGAUGAGCAAGGAACCAUUAUGAGAAUAAAACGUGAUGGAACUUCUAGACAAAUAAUUAUAAACCAUGAACACUCUGGGGAAAUAACAUUGGGUACUUGGGUAGCAGGAAUAGCUAUUGAUUGGAUUUCUGGUCAUAUAUACUGGGCAAAUCCUACUCUUAAUAUUAUCCAAGUAGCUCAUCUUAAUGGAUCUAAUGCUUAUGUGGUAUUUGAUGGUGGAGAUACCCCUGAGCGACCCAUUUCUUUGGCUGUAGAUCCUGUUGCUGGUUUUCUAUUUUGGAGUAUUAAACGUUAUCAUGGAGUCUCAAGAUCUACAUUAGACGGAAAAAAUUUGAAGAGUAUACUACUUAACAAAGAUCAACCUUAUAUUGAAGAUAUUACAUUAGAUUACAUUAAUCAUAAGCUAUAUUUUUGCCAACAAAGUUUAAUUGGUCGAUGUAAUUAUGAUGGUACAGAGUAUGAAAUUUUGUAUGAAGAUGAACAUAGUAAUCCAGCAAGUGUUGUAGUACAUAAUGGUUAUAUAUACUGGCUUGGAGUUAUGCAAGAGCAAGAGUUUUCAUCGUUAAUGGUUUCGCCCAUUAAUAAUAUAUCUGCUUCUGAGGAAUUAAUACGAGAAUUUGGUGAACAUCUCAAAGAUGUACAAAUAUUUUCAAAAGAUCGACAUCAAGGAACUAAUAUUUGUCAUAAGCAUAAUGGAGGAUGUCAAGAAUUAUGUUUAUUUAAUGGAACUCACGGAGUUUGUGCAUGUGCCCAUGGUAUUGUGAGUGCUGAUGGAAAAACAUGUAAAGAUUAUUCUACAUUUCUUAUGUAUUCUGGUGUGGAUAAAAUUGAUAGUAUUAUUAUAUCAAAUAAUACAAAUAUAAACACACCAUUUCGAGUUUUACAAUCAAAAGAAUUUAUGCAAAAUAUUAUCGCAUUAUCAUAUGAUUAUGAACGAUCUUUAUUGUUUUAUUCAGAUAUUCAACGUGGUACUAUUGAUGCUAUUCAUUUUAAUGAUACAGGACAUAGAGUUAUAGCAGAACAUCAAGGAUCUGUUGAAGGUAUUGAUUAUGAAAUGAAAGAGAAUAUGCUGUAUUGGACAAAUAGUUUUGCAUCCAUUUCUCGAAUUGAUUUAAGUAUUGCAAAUUCUACUCCCGAAGUUAUUUUAAAAUUAGGACAAUCAGAUAGACCACGUGGUAUAGCAGUUGACAUAUGUGGAUUACUCAUGUAUUGGACUAAUUGGAAUGACUUAAAACCUAGUAUUCAAAGAGCUUUUGUUUCUGGAUUCAUGGUACAGUCAAUUAUAACAACUGAUAUUCAGAUUCCAAAUGCUCUUACUUUAGAUCAUCUGGCUCAAAAAAUUUAUUGGGGUGAUGCUAAAUUGGAUAAAAUUGAGCGAUGCGAAUAUGAUGGAACAAAUCGUGUGGUGCUUGCUGAAUUGUAUCCACAACAUCCAUUUGAUAUUGCUGUAUUUGGUGAUUAUUUUUUUUGGACUGAUUGGAUGUUGCAUGGAGUUUUAAGAGCUGACAAAUAUACUGGUGAAAAUGUUGUAUGGUUAAGAAAAGAUGUCACUAGACCUAUGGGAAUUGUAGCAGUUGCUGAGAAUAUUAAUGAUUGCUAUAGAAAUCCAUGUUUCAAUGUACUUAAUGGUGGCUGUGAGGAUUUAUGUAAAUUGGAUAUUAAUGGUACUAUAGAAUGUUCUUGUCAUGAUAAACGCAUACUUUUACCUGACAAAAAAAGAUGUGUUGAUAUGAAACCAGAAAAAAAUUGUUCAAGUUAUGAGUUUUUAUGUUCAUCAAAUGAAUGUAUACCUUUUGAAAAUACUUGUGAUGGUAUAAAUCAUUGCCAAGACGAAUCUGAUGAAGAUAUUAAUUAUUGUGUUACAAGAUCUUGUCCUGAUAAAUUUUUCUUUUGUUCAAAUCGAUGUUUUCCUAAUGAUCGAAAAUGUGAUGGAAAUUUCGAUUGUCCUGAUGGCUUCGAUGAAACAAACUGUUCUUGUCCAGAAUCUUUUUUUCAAUGUAAAUCUGGUGAAUGUAUAUCUUCAAAUUUACGAUGUGAUAGUGAUCCGGAUUGUACUGAUUCUAGUGAUGAAAUGGGUUGUGACCUUAAAAUUUGUGAAGAUUUAUUAUUGAAUGCUACCUUAAUAAAUUGUAAUACAACUACUGCUUGUAUCCAUCCAAGUUGGAUUUGUGAUGGUCAAAAUGAUUGUUGGGAUAAUAGUGAUGAACAAAAUUGCUCAUUCAUAAAAGAUUUAGUUCCUAUGAAAAACAAUUGUUUAUCUACCGAAUUUAAAUGUUCAAAUGGUAAAUGUAUUUCAAAAUCAUGGAAAUGUGAUGGUGAUGAUGAUUGUGGUGAUUCGUUUAAUACUUCAUUGCCAUCGGAUGAAAAAAAUUGUCCUGUUAAAUGUAAAUCAUCUGAAUUUUUAUGCAAAACCAAGGAUGAUACUUUUGAAUGUUUACCAGUCUCAUGGCAAUGUGAUGGAGCUUCAGAUUGUUUUGAUGGUUCAGAUGAACUUUUAAAUUGUUCAAGUAGAAAUUGUCCAAUAGGUAAUUUCCAUUGUAAUAAUACUGGUCGAUGUAUACCAUCUGCUUGGAUCUGUGAUAGAGAUAAUGACUGUGGAGAUGGUUCAGAUGAGAAUGAAGAAAGAUGUAGUAAAAUAUUUAACAGUACAACUUGUUCUUUGGACAAAUUUCAAUGUGUUAAUAAGAAAUGCAUUUUUGAGGCUUAUUAUUGUGAUGGUCAUGAUGACUGUGGUGAUAAUUCAGAUGAGCCUGAUAAUUGUAAGAUAUGUGAUGCAGUUAAAGAAUUUACAUGUGAAAAUGGUGCUUGUGUAUUACGAACUGAUGUUUGUAAUGGACAAAAUGAUUGUGGUGAUAAUUCUGAUGAAAAUGUACAUACAGAAGAGUGCAAAAAUUAUAGAGACAUAUCUUGUUCAUGGCCUAAUCAUUUCUUAUGUCGUAAUAAAAUAUGUAUUGAUGCAAAUCUGACUUGCAAUGGACAAGAUGAUUGUGGAGAUUUCAGUGAUGAAAAUAAGUGUAAUAUAAAUGAGUGUAUGUUGGAAAAUGUUACCAAAGUAUCUAGACCUUGUGAACAAUUAUGCAUAGAUCAUCCUGUUGGUUAUGAGUGUUUAUGCCUUCCUGGAUAUAAGUCUGUAGGUUCAUUGUGUCAUGAUGUCAAUGAAUGUAAUUCUACUGAAAUAGUAAAACCUUGUAGCCAAAUAUGUUACAACACAAUUGGAUCUUUUAAGUGUGAUUGUACUGCAGGAUAUACAUUAUUACCAGAUGGUCGUUCAUGUAAAGCUUCAACAAUUGAGAAGCCAAUGUUAGUUUUUGCAAGUAAACACUAUAUUAAACAGAUUGAUUUACGAGGAAUGGAAACUGAAAUUUUAAUUAAUAAUUUAACUAAUGUUGUUGCUGUUGAUUAUGAUUAUUCUGAUAAUUGUUUCUAUUGGUCUGACAUAACCAAUCAAGGCAGUACAAUUAAACGAAAAUGCAAGGAUAAUUUAGUUGAGCGAUUGCAUGGUCCAGUAAUAUACAGUCCUGAUGGUAUUGCUGUAGACUGGGUUGCUAAAAACUUGUAUUGGUGUGACAAGGGCAAAGAUACAAUUGAAGUAUCUAAGCUUAAUGGUCAAUUUAGAAAAGUUCUAAUAAAUAAAAGUUUACAAGAGCCUAGAGCUAUCAGUUUAGAUCCUAUUCGAGGAUAUAUGUAUUGGAGUGAUUGGGGAGAAGUGCCUUAUAUUGGUAAAGCUGGAAUGGAUGGUAGUGAACCUAAAGCUAUAUUGAACGAAUCAUUGGGUUGGCCAAAUGCUUUAGCAAUAAGCUUAAGUACAGAAGAACUUUUUUGGGCUGAUGCUAAAGAAGAUUAUAUUGCUUAUUGUGACUUGAAUGGUGGAAAUAUGCGUGUAAUCGCAAGCAGAAAAAUGAAUCCUUCUGUUAAUAUACAUCAUAUUUUUGCAAUUACAUUGUUUGAAAACUUUGUUUAUUGGUCUGAUUGGGAAACAAAAAAUAUUCAUAGAUGUCAUAAAUAUUCAGGUCAUGAUUGUCAAAAUGUUACAUCACUUGCAUAUAGACCAAUGGAUUUAAAAGUUGUACAUCCUUUGUUACAACCAUCAAGAGCAUACAACCCUUGUGAAAAGAACAAUGGUGGGUGUAAAGCUUUGUGUCUUCUAUCUCCUAAUUUGGGAAGAACAUGUGCAUGUCCUCAAGAUUUUAUUCUUGCACCAGAUAAUAUGAAUUGCAUGGCUAAUUGUUCUUCAUCUCAUUUUGUUUGUGCUAAUACAUUUAAGUGCAUACCUUUCUGGUGGCAUUGUGAUAAACAUGAUGAUUGUGGUGAUGGUUCUGAUGAACCUGAAAAUUGUACAGACUUCCACUGUACACCUGGACAGUUCCAAUGUGCAAAUUAUCAGUGUAUACAUCCAUCAAAAUUGUGUAAUGGUAUACCAGAUUGUACAGACAAUUCUGAUGAAGAGGAUUGUGAAAACUAUACAUGUUUUGACACGGAUUUCAAAUGUCAACAUGGUUCUCAAUUAGGCAAGUUACCAAAACCAACAUGUAUACCAAAUCAUCUAAAAUGUAAUGGUCACAAUGAUUGUUUGGACGGGGAAGACGAGAAAGAUUGUAAUCUGAAAAAAUGUGGCGUAAAAGAGUUUAAAUGUGAAAUAACUGGAAAGUGUAUUCCAAAAGUAUUUAUGUGUGACGGGGAACAUGAUUGUGGUUUUGGUGACACUUCUGACGAACCAGAAAAUUGUACUUCUAGAACAUGUGCUUCAGAUGAGAGACGUUGUAACAAUGGUCGUUGUAUUCAUUUAACAUGGAUGUGUGAUGGCGAAAAAGAUUGUCCUGAUAUGGAAGAUGAACCACCUUCUUGUUUUAAUGUUACAUGUGACCCAACAUAUUUCAAAUGUGCUAACGGAAAAUGUGUUCCAGGUCGUUGGCGAUGUGAUUACGAAAAUGAUUGUGGCGAUAGAUCUGAUGAAAUUGGGUGUUCACCAAGAACAUGUUCAGAAUAUGAAUUUAGAUGUUCUGAUGGUCGAUGCAUUCCAGCCAGUCAAAAAUGUGAUGGUAAAUCUAACUGUUCAGACAAUAGUGAUGAGGACGAAUGUGAAUCACAUGUAAUUUGUGGUGCUGAUGACUUUCAUUGUAAUGGUUCUUAUCAUUGUAUUUCACCAAAAUGGCGAUGUGAUGGAGAUCAAGAUUGUCCUGAUGGUUCUGAUGAGUGGAAUUGCACAGAUAAAGUUGGAAAGGGAUGUUCAAUUAGUCGUAAUGGUCAAUUUGUUUGUAAUAAUGGUGAUUGCAUAUCACUUGGAAAUAGAUGUGAUGGUGAAGAAGAUUGUGUUGAUGGCAGUGAUGAAAAUCGAACUAUGUGUGCAUUAGUUGCUUGUCCACCUGGAAAAUAUCGAUGUGAUAAUAAUAAUUGUGUAUUUAACACUAACGUUUGUGAUGGUUCUGAUCAUUGCGGUGAUGGAUCCGAUGAAACAAAAAUUGCAUGUGCAAGUGCUAGUCAAAUUUGUGAUUCAAGUAAAUUUAGAUGUGCAAAUGGUCAAUGCAUUAAUCGACGUCUUCGAUGCGAUGGACACUUUGAUUGUUCUGAUAACUCAGAUGAGCAGUUAUGUAAUGUAACUAAAUCAUCAUGUCAAUUUGGAACAUGUUCUCAAAUUUGUGUACCCAAAAAGAAUUUAACUCAUUCAUGUCAUUGUGCACCUGGUUAUAGCGUAUCCCUCCCUAAUAAAUCAUGUCAGGCAAUUGGUGUUUCAGCAUUAUUAGUUGUGGCUAGUAAUGAAGGAGAUAUUUUUUUUGUUGAUCCAUAUAAAUCUCAUGAAAAUGUAUAUAAUUACUCAGCUGUUACAUUACCAGCUCAUAAAAUACAUUCAAUUGAUAUAUUAUGGACAAUUAAUGCAACUUAUUUGUUUUGGAGUGAUCAUAAUUCUAAAGCUUUAUAUUCUACAGUUAUUGAUCAUCCGGUUAAAAAAUCAAAUCGAACCACUCGGGAUGUGACAAAUAUCAAACAAAUUGUCCUAACUGAUGGUACUCCUGAAAGUAUUGCUGUUGAUUGGAUUUCAAAGAAUUUGUAUUGGAUUGAAAAUUCUAAUCGAACCAAAGCUAUUAAAGUGGCUACAGUAGACGGAAAAAACAUAAGGACCUUAGUAAAACUUGAAGCAGAUCGUAAACCUCAAAACAUUGUACUAGAUCCUCAAUCUGGGUCAAUGUAUUGGUCUGAUUUAGGCCGUAAACCUCAUAUUGAAAUAUGCUCAAUGGAUGGUUCUAACAGAAAAACAUUUAUUAGUGAUUCUGUUCGAAGCCCAGCAGGCAUAACAAUUGAUUAUGCUACACGUCGAUUGUAUUGGUCUGAUACAAAACCAUACACUAUAGAAUCUGUUUCUUUAGAUGGGAAGGGACGAAGGGUUAUACAUAAAUUCCCUAAAGGUAAACAUCCAACUAAUAUUGAGUUAUUUGAAGAUUCAAUUUAUGUAUCACUUUUGACUACUAUUGUAAAAAUAAGUAAGUUUGGAGAUAAAAAUAUGACAAUUUUGUCAAAAAACAUCUUCAGAGCUACUGAUUUAGUUAUAUUACAAGAGAAUAAACAUCCAAAGGACUUGGUUAACUAUUGUGUUAUCAAUCCAUGUCAUUCUACCGCAUUAUGUGUUUUGAGUGCUAAUCCAAAAAAUAGAACUUGUCUUUGUGCCGAUAACCAAAUGGAAGUUCCUACAUUUACAGACAUUAAAUGUGUGCCUAAGCAAAACCCAUCUUUUAUUUGUGAACCACCAUGCAAAAUGGGUGUUUGUGUUGCAAAUGGAACAUCUAAUCUAGGUAGUUGUAAAUGUGACCCAUUUUUUAUUGGAGAAACAUGUGAUAAUUACUCAUGUCAUACAUUUUGCUUCAACAAAGGAAUCUGUUAUUUAGAACCUGGACCAAAUGCUGAAAAUGAUUUUAUAGCCAAGUGUAAAUGUUCAUCUAAAUGGACUGGUGACAGAUGUGAUAUUCCUGUACCUCCAAGAGGUUGUCCAGGCGGUUGUUGGAAUGGGGGCAAUUGUAUUGACAAUAUUUGCGACUGCCUACCAGGUUUUACAGGUAAAAAUUGCGAAAAAUGUGUGAAUAUUGAUUGUAAAAAUGGAGGAAUAUGUAUAAUAUCUGAUUCUGGUCAUGGUGAAUGCCAGUGUACUGCUGGAUAUAGAGGGCCAUCAUGUACUGAAUCAGACUGUGAUAACUACUGUGUUAAAGGAACUUGCUUUUUAGAUCCUAAUGGUCCUCAUUGUAAAUGCCAUAGCGGCUAUAUUGGACAACGUUGUGAAUAUAAUGUUUGUGCAGACAAUACUUGUUUAAAUGGAGGAUCUUGUUAUAUAAAGAACAAUAUUACUGCAUGUUUAUGUUUACCACAGUUCAAAGGUCCAACUUGUCGUAUCAAUAUUUGUAACUGUACAUGUUCUAAAAAUGAUCAUGAAUGCCAUACACAUUGUCAUCCUAAUUGGAACCAUCCUAUAUGUGAUCAGUUAAAUGCUACUAAAAACUUGUGUCAUCCUGAAAUGUGUAAAAAUGGUGGUACUUGUAUCAUUGUCAAUAAUCAACCAUCUUGUAGGUGUGUUGGUCUUUGGGGCUCACCUGAUUGUAGUAAUAUAAUUGUAGAUUCAGGUUCAUGCUUGGGCUAUUGUUAUAAUAAUGGUACAUGUUAUCUAGAAUCAAAUUCUGGAGUUGAUGAACCUAAUUGUAAAUGUAGUCCAGGAUGGACUGGACAACGAUGUAAUGAUCAGCUCACUUGUUCAAAUUAUUGUCAAAAUGGUGGUACAUGUAUUGAACCUGAAGAAACAAAUGGACAAUUAUCAUGCCAUUGUCGUCAAGGUUUUGGUGGAGAUAGGUGCAUAACCCUGUUAAUAGUUGAAUACUCGUCUUCAGAUAAUAAUCAUGGUUUAAGUGCAUUAUGGAUCAUAUUCUUAAUUGUUAUAAUGUUGAUUGUUGUUACUGGUACUACAUAUUACUUCACCAAAUUCAGAAGAAGAGGUCGUUCAUUUUUGCAUGUAAGAAUGCAAGAAAACUUAGAGGUCAAUAAUCCAAUGUACAUACAGGAUGAAAUAGAUGAUGAAGAUAUUCAUUUAGAACGUGCUUUUCCUUUACAAGAAAAGCCAAGUGGACAUUUUGGAAAUCCAGUAUAUGAUUCCGUUUAUAGUGCUGGUAGUAGUACUUCGGUGACUGGUAGUGAAGAAAGUAAAGGUUUAUUACAGAGUACUAAUUUGAUGAAUCAAAUAUUAUCUCCAGAAAAUAGCCAUGACGAAACAUAAUGGUACAUGACAAAUUAUUUUACUUUUUUUUACUUUAAGUUGUAUUCUGGUUAUUAUAAUUUGUAAAAAAAAUCUUAUGAAUUAUGAACAUAAGAAAGUUAAAUUUUAAUUGUUCAUCAUAUUCUUUGUUAUUUGAAAACAGCUACUUGUAGAUUAUUAUUUUAAUUUUUUCAUUGUAUAGCUAUUGAUUAUCAUUACUACUAGUUCCUAUUCCUAGAUGAAAAUACCUGUAUGACAAUGUAAAUUAUUUAUAUAAGUAUAAUAAUUAUAUAGAAAAAUUUAUCAUGGAAAAAAAAAAUAAAAAAUCAUACUAAAUCAUUUAUAUCCAGACACAUAACAUUUCAAUUGUUAUU